AUGGGUCGCGACGAUUCUUCAGAUUCGGAUGAUUAUCGAUCGGAUAGAGAUAGAGAUCGAAAAGAUUCGCGUCGUCGACGUGAUGAUCGACAUCGCGAUGAUCGUAGAAGAAGGUAAAUUUAAAGUGUUUAUUUUUGUGUUAACUACAACAACAAAAAACUGACUUACCCUAACUUAACUUUUCUCGCAAAAUUUAAAAGAAUCAAUAGAAUUUUGUGAUUUUUACAGCCUUCGUCUAGUCAUUCAAUGACAACAAAUCAGGGUCUGAAUAACUAAUAAUAAUAAUGAUAAUUAUUAAUUGUUGUAUGUUUUUAUAAAAUGUAAUUUUUGCCUGCUUUUGCAAAAUGCGCGAAACGCGGAGAAGUUUGGCAAAUCCUAUUUGAGGAAACAAUUUUAUAUAAGAAAAUCUACAUAAAAUCCCUGCCCUUCUCCGCGUUUAUAACUUUUUUCAUCGUUUUUCCAAAUUAAUUUUUUUUCACGCCUAUUCUAAUUAUUUUAAAUCAUAUGUUUCAGUCGUUCUCGAUCUUCUUCACCUCGUCAUCGACGUGGAAGAGAAUCAACUACAACAACAACAAGUAGAAGAAAGAAUGAUGAUAGAAGUGGAAGAUAUGGAAGCUAUAAGGAUGUUGUAUUGAGACCAACAGUUGCUGUACAUUUUGGGCAACCGGCAAUUGAUGUGGCUGAUUUUGAUAAUGGAGUUAUGAUGUUGACAAAAGCGGAGCAAAGUGUGAGUUUUGUUGAAAACAGCAAAACCGUUGAGAAUUUUGAACUAAAAUUUAUUUGUUAAAACGUGAACUAUGCUUGAAUAUAACUAAAAAAGUAGAUUUUGAUCAUUUCGAUUUUUUUUCGCUGAACAUUUCUAGGAAUAUUUUGGAGGGUCAGAAUGAAAAAAAACACGUGAUACGCGAUUCAAAAAUACUAUUUUAGGGAGACCUCGAAUUCGCUCGCGAAAAGUUCGAUUCGUUUCUCGCUCGUUACCCAUAUUGCUAUGGAUUUUGGACAAAAUAUGCAGAAUACGAGAAGAAAUACGGAUCGAUGGCUGAUUCGAAAGAAGUUUGGGAACGAGGAAUUAUCACAAUCCCAUUAUCGAUUGAUUUAUGGUUGGGAUAUAUUGCACAAAUGAAAACUGUUCCAGAUUUUCCAUCGGAUCGGAUUAGAGAGUUGUAUGAAAGAGCUCUGGAAAUUGCUGGCCUAGAAUAUCAAUCGGAUAGAUUGUGGCUUGAUGCAAUUGGAUUCGAAAGAUCUGAAUAUAUUCAUUUGAUGUGUACUGGAAAUCGAGAAGCUAAUUGUCGAAAAAUCGGCAAUUUAUUUGAUAGAUUACUUUCGACUCCAACAAUGCAUGCGGCAACUCAUCUUGAAAGAUAUACAGCUUAUAUAAAUACAAUUGAGCCAAAUAUGUUGUUAUCAAUUGAAGAAUAUCAAGAUAUUUUUGAUUUGGCGAGAAGAGAUAUUCAAAAAGAUACAAGUGAAUUGGUUCAUCAAGUUCAACAAACUUAUAUUGUCAAAUCACUUCCACCAAAUAAUCAAUUAUCAAUUGUUGGAGAAAGAGAUGAAACAACUUUUGAAGUAACUGUUAAUUUAAUGGAACAUGAUCCAGAAUUACUUAAUGCGAUGCGCGCUGAAAUUGUUACGAGAAGAAGAAAAAUAUGGGAAAAUAAUAUGAAGAAAUGUGAAAAACGAGCGCUUUUUGAGGCGAAUAUCAAGAGACCGUAUUUUCAUGUCAAACCAUUGGAUAAUCCACAAUUGUUCAAUUGGUUUGCAUAUUUGGAUUUUGAGAUUUCAGAAGGAGAUGAGGAUCGAAUUCGAAUUCUUUUUGAGAGAUCUUUGAUUGCUUGUUCUCUUUAUGAAGAGUUCUGGAUAAAAUAUGCGAAAUGGUUGUGGAAAACAUCGAAAUCCAAAUCAUCGGUUCGAGAGAUUUAUAAACGCGCAAAAGUUCAUAUCAGAAAUUCUUUGAACCUCACUCUCAAUGAAUCCGCAUUCGAGGAAAAUCUUGGUUUGUCAUUUUUUUUCAACUCACCCCACUAUCUCAUUCUUUCAUUCAUUUUUUUUCCAGAAAACUACCAAGACGCUCUUCAAAUUCUUUCCGAUUUUCGUCACCAUUUUCCCGGUUAUGUUUUAUUGGAAAUGCGAUAUAUUGGAGUUUUGAGACGAAAAGCUGAAAAAGAGGGAAACGGCUUCGAGACGGUGUUAAAUCAGUUUGAAAAAUUGAUAGCCGAGUCGAAAAAAUUGCCGAAUCUCUACUCGUUUUAUAGUCUGAAAUUUGCGCGUUUCCAUCAAAAAGUUCGAAAAGAUGCGAGAGUUGCGCAGAAAAUAUUGAAACGAGCGAUUGAAGCAGAUCCGAGAAAUUUGCAAUUGUACACACAAUUGAUUGAUGUUUCGUAUACAUCAGAGGAUAUGAAUGAGGUGAGCCUUCCUUCUUCCAUAAAAAAAUUCGCAAAAAAAUCGCGGUUUUUUUAGAACGAUGUGAUUGAUGCUUUCGAUUCGGCGUUGGAGAGUCAGCUGCGACUCGAAGAUAAAAUCCGAUUCAGUCAACGAAAACUCGAUUUCUUGGAAGAACUUGGAACUGAUGUUUGGACAAUUGAAGAACAUCGUGAUUAUCAUUAUCAUUUACUUUCUCAACUUCCCGAUAAUGUGACAAUUCGCACGAGAUUUGUCAAUGAUCCAUCGAGAAUCUCGUUUGCUCCACCGAUUCCACAACAAAUGCCCCCAAUGGGAUGGCAACCACAAAUGGCACCGCCAAUGAAUAUGAGUGAGUUGGCGAAAAAAAAACUAGGCCGUUUUCAAAAAGCUCUAAUGUUUAAUUGAAAUUGUUAUCUGAAAAAUGCUUAUCAAACAGAGUGAAACCUGAAAACAUUCUCAACUGUUGAUUUUUGUAAAAUAAAAAGAAACACAUUUCGACGUGAACUUUACAUUUUUCACACGGCGUGUUUUGCUUCUCAUUUCUAAUAUUUUUCCUUUUUUUCAGUGCCACCAAUGAUGCCAAUGCAAGCUCCUCCGCCAGUUUUUAUGCCACAACAACCAAUUCAACCACAAGUUCAUCUAACUCUUGUUGAACCAGUUGUUCAAUCGGAUGGAUCGGGUACACCAAUGGAAUAA
Messenger RNA from Caenorhabditis angaria, 3096 nucleotides. NCBI's taxonomy places the organism in Eukaryota, Metazoa, Nematoda, Chromadorea, Rhabditida, Rhabditidae. The record is from the annotation of a GenBank genome assembly.